GCGCCCUGUCUGCCUUGCUGUACCAGCAACAAGCUCGAGCAGGCGAGCAGCGAGACCUAGCGAGCGAGACGAGAAGGUUAGCCAGUUCUGAUGCCGUGGCAUGAAUGAUCUCAUCCCAAUCUGAUCUCCCGCUAUUUACAGAGAAUCCUAUGACCGACACCGGUAUUAAGUAAAACCAAAAAAGGAUUAACUGAUUUGACUGCUUGGGUUGCCAGAUUGAUACUUCACAUAACCCGAGCCAGCAGCAGAAGGAAAUGCUAUCAACGUCAGUAUAGUGGGGGAGGGGAGCCAGCUAACAAGGAGGAACUCGGGUGAAACUAGCUAGUUAGCUGUAUUAUUUUUUUCCUACGAUUGUUGUUUGCUGUUUCAGAUUGACAUCUUUGUUCAGAAUAACUGUUUAUCAGACAGCAUAACAUCUCAAUAUAUCAGUCUUUGUGCAAUUUGGUGAGAUGAAUGUCUUGACUCUUAUCUUGACCAAUGUUUUAUAUCUAAAUAACAUAUUGAAUCUUUAUUCAUCAGUUUCUAUCAGGCCCUAACAGACUUGUGUUGAAUGGUCCCUUUCAGGCUUGCAGUGUGUAUUCUGAUGGAGGAGCCUCUUAGUUGCCACACAUUUUUAUCUUUCAAGUUUCCUUCUUGUCUUGUCACGACUACUUCCCCAUGUCUUGUUUUCAGACAGCCAACUAGUUAAACACACCCAAUAAGCUUGAAUGCAGCUUCUGCACAGGGACAGCUGCAUUUGUAUCUACGGCCGGGCUCAUUUUUGCUCUUAUUUGUACACGUUUUGUUUUCACAAAUAGUUUAUCAUCUUUUAACAGGAUCAACCGUUGUUCGAAAAUACGGGAAUACACAUUUCCCUUCGUCUGUCUCCCGUGUUGUGUUUUUUUUAACGACCCCUUUAUGAAUUCUCUUAGUCAUGGUGUAGGAAAUUUGAGUCUGUGCAAGAGCAGGUGUCCCUCUCCCCUGGAGCUGAUGCGUUCCUCUGUUCACCCCAGAGGCUCGCGUUGGUCCCAGUCGUGGACAGCAGAAGUAAUAUCAUGGUCUGUUUCAGUACGGAGAGAUGUUGACUGACACUGACUGACACUGGAACGACUUCUCUGCACUCUUCAUCUUUCUCGAGCAGUCACAAACUCUUGCACUCACAAUCUGUCAAAUGAGUUUUUGUGGUGGGUGGGUGAUGCGUGGGUUCAGUAGCCCCAGUUCAUCCAUGUUAGACCAGCACAGGGCUCCAUGGGCAGGCCCCCCCCCCCCCCCCCCCCGAGUACCAGGUAUCCAGCACAUCAUUGGCUUGAAACAAAAUCAAGUCUGCUGUUUUGCUGUCAUCUAGAAUAGUGUAGUUAAUGCUUAUAAAUCCUUUUAAAAUUUUUAUUCAAGGUUCUUCUGUUCAAAUUGUGUCUUGUAUAUUUUGGUUUAUGUUACAUGCUUGCCUCCCCUUGGAUUUCCUGUGCUGCUUCUCAGAUAGUACAUGUAGCGGAGUAGUGAUCCACCUGCUUCGCCCUCCGCCCUCCUAGCAGAGCCUCCCAGUAGCUCCCUCGGCUUGAUGGGACAUGUAGUCGGAAACCUAGCAACUAUACUCAGUCCAGUCCCUUCCGUAGUGACUGUUUUAUUGGUGCGCGGGAGUCAGCGGCCAUGCUUACCUUGAGGCAAGUUUUCUGACAUCUUGAGAGUCAGCCUAAAAUGGGCAGAAAUGGUGCAGAACAAAAGCUGCUUGUUGCUUGUACAAAGGUUGAGACGUGCAGCAGCUGGGACCGGGGUGCUAUGCUAAUGCCUGUGCCUUCGACAGGAAAGAGAAGCAACAUGUUCCCGAAGGGCACGAAGCGCAAGUUCUCCGACUCCGGGGAUGAGCCGGGGGCGGCCGGCGAGGAGACCCAGUCCAGCUCGAUGGCCAUGCGGAUGCUCUCCUCCUACAGCCUGCAGCGCCAGUCCCUGCUGGACAUGUCCCUCAUCAAGCUGCAGCUGUGCCACAUGCUGGUGGAGCCCAACCUGUGCCGCUCGGUGCUCAUCGCCAACACGGUGAGGCAGAUCCAGGAGGAGAUGACCCAGGACGGGACGUGGCAGAUCAUGACGCAGGCCCUGAGCGCGGCGCAGUGCCCCGCCGACCACCUGGUGGCCACGGAGGUCCUGUGUCGGCAGGCCGAAGCGGCGCAGGGAGAGCAGGGGCCCAAGCCCCUCUCGGAGGAGGAGGAGGGCUACCACGAGGAGGACGAGGAGGAAGAGGAGGACGAGGAGGAGGAGGAGGUGGUGGUCGAGGAGGGGGAGGGGGAGGGGAAGGUCACCAUGUCCUCUGGCGUCCCCCAGGCUCCGGCCCCUUACCUGCCGGGUAGUUUUGGGCUGGACCCCCGCUGGGAGGAGGACCACGAUGAGGAGGAGGACGAGGAGGAGGACAGUGAGGAGUGCGGGUCUGGGUCGGAGGGGGAGGAGGGGGACAACAGGCUGGUGGGAGACUCCAGGACAGCAGAGCAGGUCUUUGGGACCUUUGAGAUUAAAACCCCAGCGCCCAGCCCCGACCCUGCUCUGGAGGAGCUGUUCUCCGACGUGGACGCCUCCUACUACGACCUGGACACGGUGCUGACGGGGAUGCAGAGCGCGCCUAAGAUGGGGCCCUACGACCUCCUGGAGAGCCUGUCCUCCCACGGGCCCUCGGCCCUCAGCUCCAGCUCCAGCUGCCGAGCCGACCUCAACGAACUGGACCACAUCAUGGAGAUCAUAGUGGGCUCCUGAGGACUACCUAGCCUGAUACCAGACUGCACGUUGUGUGUGCAUGGAUGGGGAGCCCCUCGACACAUUUUAGACAUUGGAGGGUUAUGAAAUCAGACUUGGUUAUGAAUCUGAAGCCAGCAAUGAUUACUUAUACCAUGAUGUUUUAUUUUUUAUUUGACAUAUUUUCUAUGUUCACUUUUGUCAUACAUUCUAUAUUUUCCAGUCUUUGUUUAUUUAUUGUUGAAUGGACUGAAGAUCAAUUCCACACUACAUGACAAAAGAGCUGAACAAAUCGCAAUGCAUAUUUUCCUAAAGAGUCAAACCAAUAUGAAUGAAAUAUAUGUAUAUGUACGUAUGUAUAUAGAAAUAUAUUUUUUUGCAUUACACAGCUUGGGAAAUUUACCAAUAUGAUGUAAUAUUAUUUGUCCUUGAUAGGUUUUAAGAUUUUAAUGUAGCCAGAUUCUUCUGUCUUCCUAUGGGUUGGUAUCAAGCAGACUGCAGCAGAAUCAGACUGGCUCCUCCAGGCCUGCUGGUCGGCUGGCUCUUUCAGGCCUGCUGGUCGGCUGGUUCCUCCAGGCCUGCUGGUCGGCUGGUUCCUCCAGGCCUGCUGGUCGGCUGGUUCCUCCAGGCCUGCUGGUCGGCUGGUUCCUCCAGGCCUGCUGGUCGGCUGAUUCCUCCAGGCCUGCUGGUCGUCUGGUUCCUCCAGGCCUGCUGGUCGGCUGGUUCCUCCAGGCCUGCUGGUCGUCUGGUUCCUCCAGGCCUGCUGGUCGUCUGGUUCCUCCAGGCCUGCUGGUCGGCUGGUUCCUCCAGGCCUGCUGGUCGACUGGCUCCACAUCUGAAUGAACACAUGGAACAUGUAUUACACAUGGAACUGGGAGAGUUCUGGGGACCUUAACCCUUUCACCUGCAGUAAUAAGCCAUAUUUUCUGACUUUUGUAGAAUAACAAACAACUAAUUAUGAGUUAACCCACCUAAGUUAUUUCCUUUUUUUAAUUUAUUUGUAUUUAUUCAACACAGAUAAAAACAUGUUGAGUUGUAUUUUGUUGAGACAGAUAUUCAUUCCCUGUUCUGUAACAAAUAUGGGCUUACUACUCUAUGCAGUUCUUUCAUACAAUUCACACAUGAUUGUACUCAACAGUAAUAAUAUCAGUAUUUUGUUUCCUUUUUUUUUUUUUAUAUAUAUAUAGGCAGUUGAUUCUCUAGAUCUUAUCAUGAUGAAGAGGUUACUCAGGCUAGUGUUGGUGAAGUCAGACAGUAUUAACAUGCUUGUUACCUUCCUCACUCCUCCAGGAAUGAUGUCACUCUGGUUUGAACACAAGCUGGAAUUUCAAAGACCUUAACAGUUGUAAAGUAUAUGCAUUUUUUAUAUUCAGAAAAAAACAUUGUACCGUCUUUGUAAAUAUUUUUUAUAAUAAAAGGUACAAAGUGUA
This is a messenger RNA of Osmerus eperlanus (European smelt), 4127 nucleotides long. RefSeq names its product cell division cycle-associated protein 4-like. The record is from RefSeq and is a predicted model, not a curated record. Gene Ontology annotation, molecular function: transcription regulator activity. Gene Ontology annotation, cellular component: nucleus. Bases 1675 to 2718 code for a protein of 347 amino acids. NCBI's taxonomy places the organism in Eukaryota, Metazoa, Chordata, Actinopteri, Osmeriformes, Osmeridae. The transcript has 4 exons.